UUUGGGUCUCCAAAUGGCUAGAACAGUUUUCAUCACCGGAGCUAGUGGCUAUAUUGGCGGCGACUUGCUCUCACAGCUCAGCCAAAUUUACCCCAAUCUGAACUACAGAGCUCUAGUCCGUGGUCUUGAGAAAGGCGGUCAGAUCAAAGCAGCGUACCCUACCGUCGAAAUUGUAUAUGGUGGCCUUGACGAUGAGACUAUCUUGGAAACCGAAAGCGCUAAUGCGGAUAUCAUUAUUCACACAGCAGAUGCAGCGGACAACCUGAAAGCGGCCCAGGCCAUUUACUCAGGCAUACUCAAGGGGCAUUCUCCUGAUCGGCCAGUGUACUGGCUUCAUACAAGUGGCGCCGGUAUCUUCAGCUAUAUCGAUACUGACAAUGAAACGUACGGUAUCAGGCGAGAGAAAACUUUCGACGAUCUCGAAGGGAUAAAAGAAAUCAUUACCAUGCCGGACCAUGCCUUUCAUCGCAAUGUCGACAAAUUUGUGCUGGAAGCUACGGCCAAGCAUCCUGAGACCCUUAAAGCAGCCAUCAUAUCUCCGAAUACCGUUUUUGGUCACGGUCGCGGACCCUGCUCAAGGCGCAGUAGACAACUCUACGAACUCUCAAAGUGGACUAUACUAAGGAAAAAGGCCCCUGUUAUCGGAGAAGGACUUUCGUUCGGUUGUACAAUUCAUAUAGCUGAUGUGACCACUCUAUUUUUGGCUCUUUUUGACGCUGCAUUCCAAGGUCACGAUGGCUUUUGGGGCCCUGAGGCAUAUUAUCUCGCGGAGAGUGGUGAACACAUUUGGGGCGAUGUAGCAAAAAGGGUCGCUAAAAUUGCCUUCGAGCUUGGGUAUAUCCCGGCGCCUGAGACAGAGCCACUGGACGCCAAAGUCGCUCAGGAAUAUGCCGGAUACGAGGCCGCUAGCUGGGGAUUGAAUGUGAGAUGCCGCGCGCUUCGAGCUCGACACUUACUGGGGUGGAAACCAACUGGGCCAAGCCUUGAAGAAGAACUGCCAAACAUUGUUCGUGAAGAAUGGACGCUGCUACAGGCGAAGCACUGAAUAUGCUUGUCUUCUUGCUUCUGGGCGAGGGCCGGACUCGCUUUCACCUACUAAUUAGAGCACCUUGUU
Messenger RNA from Aspergillus alliaceus, 1114 nucleotides. Its product is annotated as nucleoside-diphosphate-sugar epimerase. The transcript is spliced from 4 exons. The record is from RefSeq and is a predicted model, not a curated record. NCBI's taxonomy places the organism in Eukaryota, Fungi, Ascomycota, Eurotiomycetes, Eurotiales, Aspergillaceae. The coding region runs from base 14 to 1045 and encodes 343 amino acids.